Molecule: messenger RNA, 1363 nt
Organism: Guyanagaster necrorhizus
Lineage: Eukaryota; Fungi; Basidiomycota; Agaricomycetes; Agaricales; Physalacriaceae
Product: WD40 repeat-like protein
Exons: 7
Coding region: 1-1053 (350 amino acids)
Biological process (GO): cytoplasmic translational initiation
Cellular component (GO): eukaryotic translation initiation factor 3 complex, eIF3m; cytoplasm
Molecular function (GO): translation initiation factor activity; protein binding; RNA binding
Source: RefSeq, a predicted model, not a curated record
AUGAGCCUUACUCGCAAAGAGCAAGCACGAAAAGGAACGCGCGAUCAAUCCAAAGUCAGCAGGAGGCCGGGCCACGAACGGUCCUUGACUCAAAUCAAGUUCAACACGGAAGGCGACCUGUUAUUCACUUGCUCAAAAGACAACGUCAUCAACGUCUGGUUCUCUCACAAUGGUGAACGACUCGGGACGUACGAAGGGAACAACGGGACGGUGUGGACUGUCGAUGUCGAUUCAGAAUCACGAUUCAUGGUAUCUGGCGCUGCGGAUAAUACUCUGCGGCUGUGGGACGUCGCUACGGGAAAGUGCCUCUACACGUGGGAGUUCCCGACGGCUGUGAAGCGGGUGGCGUUCAAGGAGGACGAUUCGCAGAUCGUGUGCAUCACUGAGCAGCGGAUGGGGCACCAGUGCGCUAUCCGGGUGUUUGACAUCGACCGGGAGGGGGAUGGGACGAAACAAUCGAAGGAUCCCCGGUAUAUAUUCAACCCCGUCGGAUCGAAAGCGACGGUGUGCGCGUUCACGCUGGUGCCUAAUGUCAUUAUUACCGGGCACGAGUCCGGGAAGGUCGCGCUGUUCAAUGUGGAGACGGGCGAGGAGAUCGAGAACAACGAGCGGGCGCAUGGCGAGGUCGUCACGGACUUGCAGCUGAGCAGGGACCGGACGUAUUGUAUCACGAGCAGCAAAGACAAGUCUGCGCGGAUACACGACCCGAAAACUCUAAUGGUUAUCAAAACGUUCACGACGGAGACGCCGCUGAACAGUGCCGCUCUUGCGCCUAACAAACCAUACGUCCUCCUCGGGGGUGGCCAGGAAGCCAUGAGUGUCACCACCACCUCCUUGCGUCAGGGUAAAUUCGAAACACGGUUUUGGCAUAAAGUAUUCGAAGAAGAGGUCGGCCGAGUAAAAGGGCAUUUCGGGCCCAUCAAUACCAUCGCCAUACACCCCGCUGGAACGGGAUACGCCUCUGGUGGAGAGGACGGGUUCGUGCGGGUGCACCACUUUGACGAGUCGUAUUUCAAGGCGGAGCCCUACGGGCCUAUGCAGAUCGAGGAUUGAUCACCCUCGCGGUUUGGAACUUUGGGCAAUUGUACCAUGUACAACUUGAGCAACUUCCCCCCCCCGUUCCUAUCUAGUUAGUAACUGCUGCACUGCAUUACAACCUUAUCCCGCGUCGUAAGAUGAAAGGGUAUGAAUAUUAGAUCUCUCUCCCUGAGAAAUAACUAGGUGGCUGGUAAACAUAAGGUGCAGUGGUGUGUGGUUAUAACAGCGUCCAUAUCUUUCGCAGUGCGAUAUCCAAUUGUCUAUAUCUGUGCCGUGAGUAUGAGGGGGUAAGGGAGGGGCGGAGUGAGUGGUCAUAAAGAUACGU